Molecule: messenger RNA, 1518 nt
Organism: Saccharomycopsis crataegensis
Lineage: Eukaryota; Fungi; Ascomycota; Saccharomycetes; Ascoideales; Saccharomycopsidaceae
Gene: ASA1
Product: Asa1p
Exons: 1
Coding region: 1-1518 (505 amino acids)
Molecular function (GO): protein binding
Source: RefSeq, a predicted model, not a curated record
AUGGCCAGGACUGGCAAUUUGAAGUUCACUCUAAGAUCCCAUGAUUGUCCAGUAACGGUUCUCGAGUAUUUCUAUUCCCCCAACCACUAUUCACAAACCAAUCAAUUGCUAUCGACAACCUUGAUCUCCGGGGAUGAGACAGGAACUUUAGUAUGGUGGAACUUGAAUACCAGAAGACCAAUACUUAAAUGGAAGGCUCAUGAUAAUAAUAUUCUCUCAGUGAAACAACUCGGGCUUCAAUGGAGGAUUUCCGAAGAAAACCACGAUUGUUUGAUCCCGGUGUUUGGUGAUUAUUUUGGAUUAUUAAUGACCCAUUCUAGAGAUAAUACCAUGAAACUUUGGGAUUUAGCAAGCUAUAUCAACAAUACCACUAGUGUUAUACCAUCUGGUAAUGGUCCAACUGCAAAUGUGGUGGAAUUGACUCCGGUGCUCGUGGAGCAAAUCAAUUCGUUGAAUUUUUGCAAUAUUGAUGUGCUAAAUGAUAGAUUUUGUUCAUUGAAUCGUCUUAAUCCGGAUUUUUUCGAUGUGACAGUGGUCAAUUAUGACUCUAAAACCAGGGAGUACUCGACCGAAAUGAUGUUUGAAAGUAUCGAUCCAGGAAUCCUUGUGAAGAACAUUAGCCUCAAGAUGUCAUCUUCGGAAUUGAAAAAACUCAAAAAAUUGGGGAUCAUCAUGAAACUUAAGUGGAUCUCCCCAACCCAACUAGUGUUGGGAUUUGAAAGUGGCCAUUUACUCACGUUAUAUUUCCCACCAAAUACUAAAAGUUUGACAUACAUCGAUGAUCGGAAAAUCCAACAACUUGAGGAUAUGCUCAAUGUCGAUAAUCUCGAAUCGACGUACCAACGAAUAGCCGAAGGUAAUACCGAUGCCAUUGCUCAUAUCAUUUAUGGGGAUACGACUUCGGGUUCAGGAAUUGUUGUGAAUGAGAUCAAUUCUUUCCAUUAUCCGAAUCCCAUUUUAGAUAUCGCCAUGGAUAUGAAACAUUGCCAAUUGUUGGUAUCCUCAACGGGGUCCAAGUUGAUGGUGUCGAGAAUUCUGAAUAUUGUGCUGGAAGUAAAGGAAAUUAAUGAUGAUUAUGAGUUGCUGGUAGACUUAAAAUCUAUUGGGAUAUCCUCAGUGGAUACGAGAAUCGAUGAUUUGGUGGCAGUGACGUUCUGGAACGGUCAAGUAAAGUUUUACCAACAGGUUGUCGAUACGAAUAAUAAUCGUGAUCUAAAUAAACUCCCGUUCAAAAUUACCAAGGAAAAAGCACAUAUUGCAAAAGAGUUUUCUGCCAACCCUAACGAUCCGGAAAUUUUGGCGAAUAAACAAAUUCGGAGGUUUAAAUCAAAUGUGGUUAGGGUUGCUAAAGUUCAGUCAUUGAAAAGUUUAAAUGAGUUGGCCCGGGAUUAUAAAGCUGCUAAUGUGAAGGAUUUACUUUCUUACAAGAGGUUUUUGAAAGAUAUGGCCAACCAUUGGGUAGCGGUGGCGUAUGAUGAUGGAUCUGUGGAAUUACAUGAGGUGGGGAUAGCUGAAUAA